GGAAGGGGUGAGGUGGGGAUUCGUUUUCAAAUCAGAAUCAUAUGAAAAAAAAAAAGCAAAAAAAAAACAAAACUUUAUUCACCCGUCCCAGCAAACAUUGUUUAACAGUGUUUCUGAUGGCCUCUUUGAUGCUUUCAAUACUACCACCACAACCACAACCACUACCACUACCACUACCACCACCACUAGCAACAACAACAACAAGAACAUCAACAACUAUUAUCACAGCAGCAACAUCAUAAAAUGAAAUGUAAUAAAAUACAUAAAAAAAAAACCAACAAAAAAACAAGCAAAACAAAACAAAAUACAUAAAUCAAUAAAUAAAUAAAUACAUAAGUAAAACAAACGGGGGAAAUAUCAGAAUAUGAAAAAAAACAGCAAAAAAAUAUAAAUAUAAAAUUCUAAAGGAAAAAAAACAAAAAAAACUUACACAUACAUAUAUAAAUACACAAAAUUAUAUAUACAAAAAAAAAAUACAAAAGGAAUUAUAAAAAUAAUCUAAAAGAAGGAAACGGUGGCUUUGAACACGUGGGUGUCUUGUCCCAAAACAGAAGGAAAACGUUGCCAAGUUUUGCUUGAAUUCUCAAUAUGGAAACGCGUCGUUUUUUUAUCAGGCUGUUUUUUCUGCUUACCUUCUUCCAGAUGGUUCUUCAAUUAGAGGGAUCCGUUGUGUGUUAUAAAAAAUUCCGUAAACGACGAGGAGUUUGUAAACGACCGUUAAAGAGACAAGUCUAUUCAACAGCCAUUCAGUGUUGUAGUGAUCGGGGUUCUGGUUGGACAAGGAAAGUGCAUAAAGUCGGGAAGAACUCCUACCAGUGUACAUCUUGCGAAAUCUGGAAGAAAUUUUCCCUGCCACCUCCUGAUGCUGUCAAACCUACUCUUGCCCCCUGGGGAGAAUGGACUGAGUGUACAGUGACUUGUGGGGCCGGAUGGCGGUCGAAGUACCGACAGUGUCCUACAUGCAGGCCCGAUGAUUACAGAAACCGGCUCUUCCAGCCUUGCAUGAUCAGAAGUUACUGUCCAGAAUAA
Octopus bimaculoides (California two-spot octopus) is the source of this 1029-nucleotide messenger RNA. Its product is annotated as coadhesin. Lineage: Eukaryota; Metazoa; Mollusca; Cephalopoda; Octopoda; Octopodidae. The record is from RefSeq and is a predicted model, not a curated record.